Messenger RNA from Eucalyptus grandis, 1446 nucleotides. RefSeq lists its product as uncharacterized. The transcript has a single exon. The coding region runs from base 1 to 1446 and encodes 481 amino acids. The record is from RefSeq and is a predicted model, not a curated record. Lineage: Eukaryota; Viridiplantae; Streptophyta; Magnoliopsida; Myrtales; Myrtaceae. Gene Ontology annotation, biological process: defense response.
AUGUCCUCGAUCAUCCUCAACCCGUUCCAGCUCCUGGAGGUCAACAUCAUCUCGGCCCAGGACCUCCGGUCGGUGAGCCGCUCCAUGCGCUCGUACGCCGUCGUGUGGGUGCACCCGGACCGGAAGCUCUCCACCCGCGUGGACACCCGUGGCCGGCGCAACCCCACGUGGAACGACAAGUUCGUGUUCCGCGUCGACGAGGAGUUCCUCCGGUGCGACACCUCCGCGGUCAUGAUAGAGAUCUACGCCGUCCACUGGUUCAGGGACGUGCUCGUCGGGACGAUACGGCUCCUGGUCAGCAACCUCCUCCCGCCGCCGUCGCGGCCCUUCCGCCACCAGCGGCACAUCGGCAUGCGGUUCGUGGCGUUGCAGGUGCGCCGCCCCUCGGGGCGGCCGCAAGGGAUAUUGAACGUCGGCGUUGCGUUGCUCGACAGCUCCAUGCGAAGCAUGCCGCUGUACACCCAGCUCAGCGCCUCGGCGGUCGGCUUUCAAGACCUAUUGCAGAGGCAAGAAUACGUGAGCGAGCACAACACUCAGAUUCAAAACCCUCCUCCGCAACAUCAGAAACAGAAACAGCAACAGCAGAUGCAAAUGUCCACGUUCGUCGAGAAGCCGGAACUCCGGCGUACCAAGAGCGACACGAGUUCCAUGCAAGGUCCGAGGCAAGCGAGGACGUUGAAUCGAAAGGUGUCCUUCCGCGAAAAGCCGAAUUCUAUAAUCAACGCGUCGGAGAACGACUCUUCGACCCCAGGGAAGAAGAAAGGAUCGAUUUCAUUGCCCAGUUCCAUGGUUAACGGUUCAGCCCUAGGGCAUUCGAUCUUCAAGGGUAAAAGUUCAAAGGCAAGCUCGGUGGCGAACGGGUCGGCGGUCGGCGUCAAAGGGACGAAACCUGAAAGAAAAGAUGCCAAGUCCUCGGUUUCCGGGGGCAGCCAAAAGGCUGGCGGGAAGUCGAUCGCCAAGAAACACGGGUUAGAAUUUGGAGAUCCGAGGAAGCCGGGCGAGCUGUACAUCACCGAGUCCGAGCUGGGCCCAUCUCCAUCGGAAUUGGCGGCUGUGGCGGCAAAGGAGAGGAUGUACAAGGUGGUGGACGACACCGAGAACUCAGGAGUCGGAGGGUGGAGCUUGAACGAGAGCGUGGAAGGCUUGCAGUCGAAGCUCGAGCGGUGGCGGAUGGAGCUCCCGACCAUAUACGACCGCAGCGACUUCGCAAGCUAUGGGCCAAGCACGAAAGGCAGCGGGGGCGGGGGCGGGGGCGGGGGCGGCGGCAGUAGGCACGCUAGGCGGCACACGGAGGGCGAAAGCGGGAAGGGGUUGUUCUCGUGCUUUAGCAACAUCUGUGGUUGCCAAUGCUCCAUCGUCUGCGGGGGCGACGCGAGCUCGAGCAAGAAAAGGACCGGACGACGCCGCCGGCGAAGCGCGUCUCCGGCUAGUUCCACGGUUGUUUGA